This is a messenger RNA of Sarcophilus harrisii (Tasmanian devil), 3144 nucleotides long. It is a transcript of the gene RXFP1, whose product is annotated as relaxin family peptide receptor 1. Gene Ontology annotation, biological process: G protein-coupled receptor signaling pathway. Lineage: Eukaryota; Metazoa; Chordata; Mammalia; Dasyuromorphia; Dasyuridae. Gene Ontology annotation, cellular component: membrane. The coding region runs from base 204 to 2480 and encodes 758 amino acids. The transcript has 18 exons. Gene Ontology annotation, molecular function: protein binding; G protein-coupled receptor activity. The record is from RefSeq and is a predicted model, not a curated record.
AAAGAGAGGGAGGGAGAGAGGGAGAGGAAAUGAGAGAGAACAAGAGAGAGGGGAUGGGAAAGAAAGCAAGAAAGACUGCUUUAUAGCUGCUACGACUGCAGUCAGAAAUAGCAUAUGUAAUAACUACUGUGAGCUGUAAGCUAUCUAGAAGCCAAGACCAGAUUUUGUUCACUUUUAUUAAUUAGUUACUAAGAGGGAAAGAAAUGACAGCUGUUUCCAUCUUCUUCUACAUCUUAAUCACUGGGAAAUAUUUUAUUCAUGGAACUGAACAUGACAGCCAGUGCUCCCUUGGGUAUUUCCCUUGUGGAAAUGCUACCAAGUGCUUGCCUCAGCUACUUCACUGUAAUGGGGUGGAUGACUGUGGAAAUCAUGCCGAUGAAGAAAAUUGCGGAGACAACAAUGGAUGGUCCCUGCAGUUUGAUAAAUAUAUUGCAAAUAAUUAUAAAAUUAUUUCCCUGUAUCCUUUUGAAACAGAGCCCUCUGAAUGCUUGGUUGAUUCUGUGCCAGUGAAAUGUCUAUGCCAAGGUCUAGAGCUUGACUGUGAUGAAGCCAACUUACGUGCUGUUCCAUCUGUAUCUUCAAAUGUGACUAUGAUGUCACUACAGUGGAACUUACUAAGAAAACUUCCCAGUGAUGGUUUCAAGAAGUACCAAGAUCUUCAGAAGCUGUACCUGCAAAAUAAUAAAAUUAGAUCUGUAUCCGUGCAUGCUUUCAGGGGACUACAUAACCUUACAAAGCUGUAUCUGAGCCACAACAAGAUAACUGUUUUGAAACCUGGUGUAUUUGAAGAUCUCCACAGAUUAGAAUGGCUAAUAAUUGAAGAUAACCAACUCAGUAGGAUUUCUCCAUUAACAUUUUAUGGACUUAAUUCUCUUAUCCUCCUGGCAUUAAUGAAUAAUUCUCUUGCCCACUUACCUGAUAAGCCACUUUGCCAGCAUAUGCCUAGACUACACUGGCUAGACUUUGAAGGCAACCAUAUCCACAAUUUAAGAAACAUGACUUUCAUUUCCUGCAGUACUUUAACUGUUUUGGUAAUGAGGAAAAAUGAAAUCAACCACUUAAAUGAAAAUAGCUUUGCCCCCCUUCAGAAACUAGAUGAACUGGACUUAGCAAGUAACAAGAUUGAAGCUCUCCCUCCUUACCUGUUUAAAGACCUGAAGGAGCUUUCACAACUGAACCUUUCCUAUAACCCAAUCAAGAAAAUCAAAACAGAUCAAUUUGACUAUCUAGUCAAACUCAAGUCGCUAAGCCUAGAAGGAAUUGAAAUUUCAAAUAUUCAAAGAAGAAUGUUUGCACCUCUUAGGAAUCUAUCCCACAUAUAUUUUAAAAAAUUCCAGUACUGUGGCUAUGCUCCACAUGUACGCAGCUGCAAGCCAAAUACUGAUGGAAUUUCAUCCUUAGAGAAUCUCUUGGCAAGCAUCAUUCAGAGAGUGUUUGUCUGGGUUGUAUCUGCAGUUACAUGCUUUGGAAAUAUCUUCGUCAUCUGCAUGAGGCCCUAUAUCAGGUCUGAGAACAAGCUUCAUGCUAUGUCAAUCAUCUCUCUCUGCUGUGCUGACUGCUUGAUGGGAAUAUAUUUAUUUGUGAUUGGAGUCUUUGACCUGAAGUAUCGUGGAGAAUACAAUAAACAUGCACAGUUAUGGAUGGAUAGUACCCACUGCCAGCUAGUAGGAUCUUUGGCCAUACUCUCCACAGAAGUAUCAGUUUUACUUCUAACUUUUCUGACUUUGGAAAAAUAUAUCUGCAUCGUCUACCCUUUUAGAUGUUUGAAACCUGGAAAAUGCAGGACAAUUACAAUCUUGAUUCUUAUAUGGAUUAUUGGGUUUAUAGUGGCUUUUAUUCCAUUGAGCAACAAGGAAUUUUUCAAAAACUAUUAUGGAACCAAUGGAGUCUGUUUCCCCCUUCAUUCAGAACAGGGAGAAAGUACAGGAGCACAGAUUUAUUCAGUAAUUAUUUUUCUUGGUGUUAAUUUGGCAGCCUUUAUCAUCAUCGUUUUUUCCUAUGGGAGCAUGUUUUACAGUGUUCACCAAACUGCUAUUACUGCAACAGAAAUCCGGAAUCAUGUUAAAAAGGAAGUGACCCUUGCCAAACGUUUUUUCUUCAUUGUGUUUACGGAUGCCUUGUGCUGGAUACCCAUUUUUAUAUUGAAAUUCCUUUCUCUGCUUCAGGUAGAAAUACCAGGUACUAUAACUUCUUGGGUGGUGAUUUUCAUUCUUCCUAUCAAUAGUGCUUUGAAUCCCAUUCUUUAUACUCUCACUACAAGACCAUUCAAAGAAAUGAUUCGUCAGGUUUGGUAUAACUACAAGCAAAGAAGAUCCAUCGAAAGCAAGGGCAGUCAAAAAACCUAUACUCCAUCAUUCAUCUGGGUAGAAAUGUGGCCAGUUCAGGAGAUCCCACCUGAGCUAAUAAAGCCUGCUCUUUUUACAGACUCUUGUGAAAUGUCACUAAUAACUCAAUCAACAAGAACCAAUUCGUAUACAUAACUAUAUUCUAACAUUAGAAAAUCCACAAUAAAUACCACCAUGUGCUUCAAAGUGGACUUACUAUUACUAAAACAAAGUUAUAAAAUAUCCAGUGUAUACUAGACCCAGAGGAAGAUUUAGAAAAGAACAAGAAGAAGGCCUCUCCAAAGUGGAUCUCUUUGGUGGAAGAUUUAUAGUAGUAGCCGCCACAUAUGAAAGGAUGCAUAUGAAUUGUGGCUUGCAACACACCAAGUAUCCAUACCAGUGAGCUUAUAGAUCCAUAGAAGUAUACUAGAGGAGGAGAAAAAUCAAUUAGCUAACAAGGACAUCUGAUUGUAACAUCUCUGGAAAACUAAAAGAGGUUCAAUUCCACAUAGAAAGAAGUAAAUUAUAGAGAAAAAUGAACUGAAAAAUAGUUAAUAUAUUGCAUGAGAAAUUGAAAAAAAAAACUUCACAGAGGAUUGUUUGGAUCUAUUUUCAAUCUGUAAUGUAUAAUUAUGCAUGUGCAACAAAGAAAAUGUCUGCUAAAUAACUGGAUUCCCAGUAAUAGGCUGGGACUUUGUUGACUUUGUCGUUCGGUAAAUACAAGAAUGACGUGCACUUUUUUCCUUAAAUUUCUUAUAAAUAUAUGGGGAGCACUGGGUUUCAAAGAAUCAGAAAAAAAUAGCAAAGGGAAGCACAGCAG